Talaromyces stipitatus ATCC 10500 is the source of this 1962-nucleotide messenger RNA. RefSeq lists its product as uncharacterized. The transcript has 2 exons. The record is from RefSeq and is a predicted model, not a curated record. Bases 1 to 1962 code for a protein of 653 amino acids. Gene Ontology annotation, biological process: nuclear envelope organization. Lineage: Eukaryota; Fungi; Ascomycota; Eurotiomycetes; Eurotiales; Trichocomaceae. Gene Ontology annotation, cellular component: meiotic nuclear membrane microtubule tethering complex; nuclear envelope. Gene Ontology annotation, molecular function: protein-membrane adaptor activity.
AUGCCUCGAACAAGUCAUCAGAGAGAUCCAGCUUACAGCCCUUCUGGACGAAGAUACUCCCUGGAACCAGGUUCUCCAGUGCGCCGCUCAAAGCGUCUAGAGCAUGGAAGUCCAUCUCCGACACCUUUCGCAUUACGAGCUACCACGCCUGAUGCCAGACAGCUUCAUGAGACGUUGCGAGCAGCAUCUGAGAGUCCGAGCAAAGAAAGACCUGACACUAGAGCAAGGAGCAGUGCCCAUUCUAGCGUCACGCCCUCACCACCAGUUCAACGAACUAUUUCUAGUACAUCUACCCCUGCACCUCCCUCACUCAACCCCGCCAUCACAGCCGGAAAUGAAACUCUGGAACCACAGACUGAUCGUGGUUUCUCAUUUUUUCGUUACCCGCGUCUUCCGUCUAUCGGAUUCGGGAGGAAAGAGGCUUCUAUCGUACUAAGCUCCCCCGAAGUCGAAGAUGAUAAUGCGUCCGUGGUCUCCUGGCAGUUAGAACGGGAGUUGCAUCGGGACAAUUUACAACGCACGAAGCCAGAACCGGAACCAGAGUCAUAUAGCCUUGUGCCUAGAGAAGCACGCAAUAUCAGGAAACCUCCUCGACGGUUAUCGGGGCUUACAUGGACGAAUGAUACGACGCAUUCGGCAGAUAAUACCAACACAACUUCUAAUUACGACGAUGACGGGAAAGACGACGACAAAGAAGACGAAGAAGAUAAAAAAUCAGACACAUCUGAUAUAAGAACUGCUGCAGCACGGACGGUCAUUUCAUCAAAUAAUAACCGCGACUCUGCGGACGACAGUGUGAGCGGUAAUUCGAGACCACCAACCUCCGAUCAAUCUGCUCUAGUCGACAGACCUCGCCGACCGCCACUAUUUAACCAACAAGACAUAACGAAAGAAACGCACUGGUCUCUUUUUCUGCUCCUGAUGACGCUGUUCAUAACGAUCUUCAUUAUAACAACCUACUUCCUCGGCGGCUAUCUCCUGUCAAACGAUCUAUUCCCCCAUCAAGCCAGAAACUAUCCCACCCUCAACACGACAGAAGGCAACAUAGUCUCCCAACUAUCAGACGAACUGGUCAGACUUAAUACCCAGAUGACCUCUGUAUCCACAUAUGUGCAUCAUCUAAGCUACGAGCAAAAGAAAAUCGCCGACCAAGUCACAAUUGUCCGACCAAACCCCGAGUUCGAACCACGGAUCAACUUCCUCUCACCAGGACUAGGAACACGCGUAGACCCAAAACUCACUAGUCCCAGCAUCGGGACUAGAAGGACACUUCCUCGUCGCCUCUAUGAAAGCCUGUCGCGGAAACGAAUACCACAACCAAACCCGCCCGGAACUGCAUUAGAAGCCUGGAACGAUAUAGGCGACUGCUGGUGCGCGGCACCCAGCAAAACGGGACAGGCACAACUCGCUCUUGACCUGGGACAACGCGCUAUAAUAGACGAGGUUGUUGUCGAACAUAUUCCGGCCGGUGCAUCCCCAGACCCAGGCGUUGCGCCACGCGAGAUGGAACUCUGGGCUCGAUUUAGGCCUUUUCGAGGUGGUCAACAACAGCAGCAGCAGCAGCAAGCAGCUAAAGCAACCGAAACCGCGAUUACGAGUGAAUCAUCUAACAAAAGAUCCGGCUGGUUCGGUCUUUUCCGUUCUUCUACCACCUCAUCAUCAACAUCUUCUUCUUCUUCAUCACUAUCCUCAAUCUUAGACGCAAUCAUAAAAACGCUCCAACAAGCAUACCCCUCCGAUCCCGAAACCGCCUACGCCAACGAUCGCCUGUUAGGACCUUCGUAUUUCCGACUCGGGCAAUGGGAAUACGAUCGUGCGGGCGGUGCAGUUCAGCAUUUUGCGCUUGAUGCGCUUAUUGAUUAUCCCAUGGUGAGGGUAGAUAAGGUCGUGUUGAGGGUGAAGUCGAAUUGGGGCGGGAAUUCUACGUGUUUGUAUCGGGUUAAGGUGCAUGGGCAUGUUUGA